AGGUGCUCCUGGGCGUCGUGGCCUGCAGGGUGGUGAUGCUGGACGGUGCGGACGGGGAGGAGAAGGCGCCCAAGACGGGGCCGAUGAGCACUCUGCUGCCGCUGGUCGGCAUGGUGGCCGUCAUCCUGCUGCGCGCCACGGGGGUCAUCGCGCUCAGCGACAUGCUCACGCGCGCGCUCAUCUUCAUGCCUCUCUUCCUGGCGUUCCUGAUGGCGGCCCACCGUGCGAGCGUGAAGCCCAAGGUCGAGGACGCGAUCGUCAAAGUCCUCUCGAGCAAGAUCCUCACCACCCUCGGCGGCCUCGCAUUCCCCAUCUUCGUGAUCCACGGCCCCCUGGGCCAGUUGUUUUACAAGAAGCUCAUCGCGACCAAGCUGUUCGGCGGGCCGCUCAACGUUGUCUGUGGACCAUGGUUCUUCUACGUCUAUUUGGCCAUCGUGCUGGCCAGUGCUUGGGUCCUGCAGAAGACGUUCCUCUCCAGCAAGAAGGUCGGCGAGCUGUCCAAGCGCGCGUGCGGCAAGCUCGCCGAGGUCUGCUGAGGCGCCGCCUUGCCUGCGUGGAGGGCUCCGAGGGCCAUGCGCCACCCCCGCGUGGGUUCGGCGGUCCGCGGGUCGGGCUGCCGCGGUCGGUGGAGCGACCACCAGCGGGGCCCGCGGGAGGCGGGCCGGGGGCAGCGGCAGGGAGCGGCCAGGCAGCCGCUCCCGGGGCGCCCAUUUUUCGCGGCCAGCGCGCCGCGCCGGUUUUAUCAGCGUGUUGGUUCGAAGGCCUGAGGCCUCCGCCGCCGGCCCCCGCACGCGCACGUCCCUCGUGCCCCAGUGGUUGUUGAGAUCAGCGCGGCCGCCGCCGCAGCGAGAAGCGGAG
This is a messenger RNA of Prorocentrum cordatum, 858 nucleotides long. The record is from the annotation of a GenBank genome assembly. NCBI's taxonomy places the organism in Eukaryota, Dinophyceae, Prorocentrales, Prorocentraceae.